Molecule: messenger RNA, 24332 nt
Organism: Caenorhabditis auriculariae
Lineage: Eukaryota; Metazoa; Nematoda; Chromadorea; Rhabditida; Rhabditidae
Source: the annotation of a GenBank genome assembly
AUGGGCGUUUUGGCCGUUUUCUGUGCGGCUUUUCUGCUCGCCCAAAGCGCCGCCUACGCUCCUUUGCCCUGCAAGGUGAGGGUACAGGGAAGACGGGAUUUUUUGUGGUUUUCGGCUGUAUUUUAUGAAUGGAAGAGGUUUGGGAAAGUAGUGAUGAUUUGGAAAUGGAUUUUUGAAUGGUUCUUGUGAAGUUUUGGAAGUUUUUCACUUUGAGAUGAAAAAAAAAUCACUUUUUUGUCCGAUUUUUUUUGAUUGGAAUGCUCCGGGAAGGUCUUUAGUGAUUGAAAAUCAAUUUUUGAGUGGAAAGUUUCUGAAUUGGCUUUGUCAGAUCUAUGAAGUAUUGAUUUUUUUACAAAAAAAUCUACGGAAUCUACAGCAAAACAUAGUGUUUAUUGAACAUUAGGAAGUUCGAUAAUAUUUUAAAAAAUAAUUUUCGACUUAGUUUCAAUAAAAGUGCCGUUAUCCAUUUUUUUUUAUGGUCUGAAGUUUCAAAGUGCGGCAUUUACAGUCCAUUUACGGAGCGUUUUUUUGAGUUUUUUUUUUUUUUUUAAAGUUCUCUGAAAAAAAUCAUUAUUUGGCGUAAAGUAACUUUUAGAAAAGUCUCUCUGUUUUCAUUACAUCAAAUUAGUAAAAAUUAGUUUCACAAAAAAAUGCGAUAACUUUCAAAUUGGCGCCAAAAACGCGUCGCGACCGCGUUGUAAAGUAAAUCUCAAGGAUGUAUGUGAAUCCUGUUCAAAAAAGAGUAAAAUUGUUUGAGUACUGUGUUUAAUAGGAAAUUACGUAACAAAACAGCGAAACGAAUUUGCAUCACUAAAGGGGUUUUUUCCGGACUUUUGUAAGCAUCCAACUUUUCUCACAACUUCUUAGGCGACUUUUGAGAAAUAAUUUGCGAUCAGCGGGAAAAAUAUCAUCCAGAGAAAUUAGUCUCAUUCAGAAGUCUUACUGUAAGCUUGGAUCAAUCCCUAAUGAGAAUUGAUUCAUUUUUGGCUGUUCUCUUGUUUUUUCUUCCUUGGAAGUUUCUUAUUGCUUCAUCAUAUUGUUUCAUGUUCAGAGACACAGUGGAGGGAUCCCACUGCCUCUGGGAGUUUUCACGGUGAAGGAUGGCCGGUUUCCGGACGUCAUGCCGGCGAUCAACGUCGCCGCCCGACACAUCCACGAAAGGUCUUGUCUCUUGCUCGGUUACAAGAUCGAGUUGAUCGUCAAGGACACCCAGGUUCUUCUUUUUUCAAAGCAGAAAUUUCAGCUUUAAUCUUGUCAAAUUUCACUCCACAGUCAAUUUUUUACGUUUUAUUCCGAUUUCUCGUAAUUCUUCCAAAAGACUUGUAGGACUUGCCAUUGAAACUCAAAAAGCAAAGUUGAACCUUUAAGAAAUUUUGAAAUGCUCCUUUUAGGGUUUGUUGGUUUAGGGACCACUAUAGUGGCAGUUUUGAGGAUCCUAUUGAAGUAAAAGUUCAAGUGGUCCCUGUAGUGUCCAGUACUUGAAAGCUCCCAAUAAGCAGAGCGUAUGGGUUCCUAGUACGCUCCCUAUAGGGCCACUUCACACUCCAGGGAAAAAGGGCGUUUUUUUUUUACUGUUUUCAUCGCUUUUCUGGUGUAAAAUUUUUGAAGCUUACUUUUUUUCCAAGCUUUAUAAGGGCGAAUGUUUUUUAAAUGUGGUUUUUGAAUUUUACUCUACACCAAAGACACAAUAGGUCCCGAAAAACCUCCAAAAGCGCACCUCUAAACUCGAUUUCAUGCCUAAUUUUUCACAACUUCCUAACAAGGCUUUUUAAAGAAACUGUGAAGCUUAUCAUUAAAAUUGAAAAAGAUAUUUUUCUUCCAUAUUUUGAUCCAGUGACCGAAAAACUGUCUGAAAACGAUUUUGGAGAAAAUUUGUAAAAAAUAUUUUUUUUUGGAAGUCAGCGUGAGCAUAUAACAGAGGGUAACCUAUUUAGAAAAAAAAUGGUUUUCGAAAUUUUUUUAAUUUUUUUCUUUAAGGAGCUUUUUGAAAUGAAGAGAUCACCAUUAAGAUUAAAAAGGGGAAGCUAAUAAGUCAAUAAUCAAUCAAUCAAUAAUCAAUCAAUCAAUCAAUCGGUUUUUGAACUUUCUUCUUUAAUCUGUUACUUUUUAUUGAAAUAGUCAAAAGACCUUGAACUUUUUGUACUUAGUCUUGAAAGGACUCCGAAGAAAAUUUAAAACAAAAAUAAUCUCAUCUUUUUUUGCUAUACCUAACUGAGGGAAAAAGCUGUUUUCUUUGGAAAAAAAAAGUUUCUUUUUCUCGGAUUUUAUUGCUUUUUUUGUCGGAAUCUUAAUGUGAAAAAAGGUGAAAAUUCAAAAAAAGCGUUCGGCCCAAUUUUUUUGUUGAUAUUGAAACUGGAAGGAUGCGGCGGCGUUGAGAGCAAAUUGGGCCCUAAUCAAAUCGCCGGCAUCUCAAUCGAAUUUGAUCCAACGUGUCUUGGUGCCUCGAAUUUUUCUUCCUUUUUUCCAUCCUUCACUUCAUUUUUUGUCGUGAAGAAGGAAAACGCUGUCAACAAUUAAAGAAAAACUUGGAUUGGAGGGGAAAUUAAUGGAAAAAAAAAAUCCGCCUGGGAGUAGGAGAGGAAAAAGUGAGAAAAAAGUUGGAAGGUUUUGUUGAGGAUUUUGUAGUUAUGAGUUGAAAAAAUGCUCUGUGAUUGCAAAAGAUAUACUGCUAUAACCUCGAACGAAGUCGGAAUGGUGGAUAAUGGCCGCCAAAAGGAAGAGGUUCGAAAAAGGUUGCGAAAAGGCUCAAAAAAGGCGGAAAAAAGGGUCCCUUUGUCGAGCCUUCCACUUUUUCUGGGAUUUAAAGGCUCAAGAAAUGGUUGAAAAGGGAGAGGCAGCAAAAAUGGUGCAUAAUAGCCGAUGAAAUGGCGCAAAAAGGCAGCAAAAAACGAGACUUCCUACCUUAAAAGGGACAUUUCGAUCGACCCUUUUUUCCAGCCUUUCCGACUUUAUCUAUGACUAGAGUUCAAAGCAACAAUUGAACGAUUUUUCACCAAAAAUACCAUUUUUGAUCAUUUUUGAACUUAUAUUGUAAUUCCCAUGGCUCUUUGAUCUUACAGUUCAACACGACCAAAUUUUUUUCUGAGCCAUUCAAAAAAAAACCAAAAGACCAUUUUCCCUUUCGAACUACCGGAAAUAGCCAAAAUUAUGUGCGUUUAUUCGGCGCCCGAUUGGCUACGCCGCAAAAAAAAAAAAGAAAAAGACUUGCUCAACAAGAAAACAAAAGAAAUAAGUUGGUGGUCUCAUUACAUGCUCCGUUGGCAACACGAGAAACGGCUAAUUCAUUUGAUCCAACGAUAAAUCUUUUCCUUUUUUCCGUUGUCUUUGCAAGCUCGAUUGGGUUGUUGGGGGAGGAGAGAAGUUUGGAAAAAUGGAAAAAAAUGAUUAAGUAGGAUAUUUUGAAUAUAAAACAGGUGUUGUAAAGAUGCUGAUUGCAUAAAAAAUAGAAGUAAAUGCUUGAAAUAUAGCGUUUCCUGAGAUAUUGAACAGUUUUUUUUCUAAAAUAUUCAACAACAAAUGGCCAUCGAAUGGCUUUGGGACGGGUUUAAUAAUGAAAUCCCGAUAUUUUUAUCAUAAUCCGUCAAAAAAAAAAAACAAAGCAAAAAACGAUAGCGGCACAAAGAUUCGAACCUUCAUCACAGGCUACCGCGCUAGCCACUGCGCCACGCUUCUAGCUGCCACCCAAUGGCAUGUUGCGGCCAUAGAUUCCUUCCAAACGGUAUCACGCGUUAAAAAAAAUUUAAAGAAUCAUAUCUCCAAAACGAAAAGUUUGCGCAGAUAGCGACUAUGUAGGAUCGAUUCCCAGUCCAUCAAGUUAGAAAAUUUCAUACCCUACGCUAAAAUAAAAUGACCUUCCAUGUAAGUUGAAUAAUCAGUUAUAACCAAAAAAAUUUAUGAUAUAAAAAAAAUUCGAAAGGGAGCUCAGAAAACUUAUCAUGAUUAAACGGUCCUUGCUUCAUUUUUUAGAAUAUGUGAAGAAUUUUCAGUGCAAGACCUCAAUGGGCAUGAAGGCCCUAUUCGACUUGAUCGCGGCGAGACCAAGACCGGUGGCGAUUUUGGGCGGAGUCUGUACCCAGGUUAGCCCUGACGUCAUAUCGAAAAUGACGUCGUCCCUCAGGUGAACGAGCCGAUCGCGAUGGCGCUCAAAUACUGGCAAAUCGUUCAGUUGUCCUACGCCGAAACUCACGCUAAAUUCGCCUCGUCGGAUUCUCAAGAAGUCAUUUUUAACUCUCGCCAAAUAGCUUUUUUUUAGAUCAGAAAAAAAAAAUUUAGAUUGAAGACGGAAUUCCUAUGAAGGAUCUCUACGUGAAAAAGAAAAAUCACACAUUUUUAUAUUUCUUGAAAAAAAGUUUUUUAGUGGCCACUUUAGUAGUAGAGCACGUGUAGGUAGGUAUAAUUUACUCUCGAAAAUGUUAGUGGUCACUUAAGGGCCUUCAGUCUUUGAGAGAAUCUUUUAUAAAGUUUUAAAUUCACCAGUGACCACUAUAGUGGUAUAGAACGUGUAAGCAUGUAUUCGAGGCCCUCAAAAAUCUCAGUGACCCCUUAAGGGUUUUGCAAUCUUUGAGAGAAACUUUUUUUUAAACUUUAAAAUUGUUUAGUGACAUUAUAAUAACGUUUAGGUAGGUCUAUUGUUCUCUCAAAAAUUAUUAUUGGACACUUAAGGGAAUCUUGAUUUUAAAUUGUGUGAUAUAACACGUGUAGAUAGUAUCCUAAACAUUCAAAAAUUUUAGUGGCCUCUUAAGGGGCUGCCUAACUUUGAAAGAACUUUUUUUAAAGUUUGAAAUGGAUCAAUGAGCUUUGAAAGUGAUAUUUCUCUUUUUUUUUGCAUUUGGAAGUGAGAAAGUUUUUAAAGAGACCACUAUGUUUAUUAUCUCUAUAUUGGCUUCUUGAAAGUUUAAUUCAUUAUUAUUUUUUUAAGCUUCAAAAAUAACCGCGAUUCGGGUGACCACUAUAGGGGCAGCUACGAAGUCAAAUAGUGACCCCUUAAGGCUCCUCUUAUGAAACUUUUGAAACCCAUAGGGAUCACUAUAUUUUUUGUCAGAACUGCUUCAAAAAACCUACCCAUUCCUUGACCCAACAAAAGCCGUCGGGGCGCGAAAUUAUUCAUAACACGCGCGAAAAGCUUGAAGAAGCAGGAAAAGCCAAGCUGUUGCGAGUUUUUUCUUUCCUUUUUUUUCCUGGCCGGGCACGAAAAAUGAAAAGCCAUUAAAAUUCGAGUCGAGGAAAAAUGGGCUUGUCGCAGGCCGCUUAAUUGCCGCUAGCUUUUCCCCUCUUUUUUCAUAAGCUUACAUUUUUUAUGAGCUUUUCCGGUCAAGUCGUUUGGGAGGAAGUUGUUUUGGGGUUUUGAUUCUGUGUACUUGAUUUGAAAUUGAUCUGAAAAUUGAAAAAUUGAUGAAAAUGCAUGGGAAAAGUGUGUUAAAUUUCUUAUAAUUUCUUAUAAUUUUAAUUUUUUUCAUUGAAUGACAUUGUUGUCGCGAAAAAAAGGAUUUUUUUGAUAGAAUCAGUAAUUUGAAAAAGUUUUUCUUAAAAUUGUAAAAUUAUAAUGAAUUGUGGUUUUUAACAAUCGAAUCAGUAAAAAUAAAAAAAGUUCUAGAUCAAAAAUUUUAAGGUAUUUUUCAAAUUUUUAAAGGCUUGAAGAUCUUGAAAAACCCUUCGAAAAUUCUACAAGUCUAAAAUAUCAAUGUCAAUUCUAGAAAAAAAUUAAUUGGUCGGGAAUUUAUUUUAUAAGUUUCGUUGGAGAUAAGGCUACGGAAAAAAAUGGAAAAAAAUUGAACUUUUUUUAACGAAAAAAAUGGAUCAGUUUUUUUCAAUAGAAAAAAACCCAUGCUGUAGACGAUUUUGUCGGUUAAUUUUUAGUUAUUUAAGACUUUUUUUGAAGUCAUAAAAAAAUGAAAAACGCUUAUUUAAUUUUUUUGAAAUGAAUGUUUUUUUCGAAGUAAUCAUCAAAAAGUUCUAGAAACUGGAAUUUUUCAGCUAUUCCCGACGUUCUUCCGCGUCGUUCCCGGCAGUCGGAAUACGAACGCGGCAAAAUGUCAUCUGGUGAAAUAUAUGAACUGGACGAGGGUCGGCACCGUCAAGCAGAGCGAUCAUCCCCGAUUCGCCUUGGUAAUUUGGAAAAAGGGACGAAAUUGAUCUAGCUGUUAAGUUUGAAAAAACUGCGAUAGUCAUGGCCCGUUUUGAACCAUGACAGUUUUAAAAUGCGAAAUUUAUCAACGUAACUUACGAUACCGCGAGCGAUAUAGCCAAAACUCCUUUCAGCAACAUCUUCAGAGUCUCACUGCCAUUAAGCUCUUUCAUAUAAAUUUAAAAUGAAAAACAGAUUUUUUCUGCUCUGUUUUUAACUUUUUACGAUGAAAUCAAUCGAAUUGAAAGUGAUUAGAGUGUUACAGCGCAAGAAGAGUUUGCAGCGAGAGACAAGUGAUAUCGCGCGCGACACAGCAUUUUUCUUCUCGGUUUUUAACUUUUUACGAUGAAAUCAAUCAAAUGAGAGCGAUAUAGCCAAAGACGAGGUCACAGCGAGAUGGGAGCGAUAUCGCGUGCUACAUAGUGUAAAUAUAACUCCGACAUGAUCUAUAAUAUUGGGUGAAGAAAUUUGUGAAGAACAGUAUUCUCAUUACGACUAAAAGUGUUCCUGACGUUUUUUGUACUGAUUUUAUUACCUCAACUUCACCAAGCACUGGUCAGAUCACAAUGGGACCACUUUUUCGAAAAAAAACUUCUCUAGAGAAUUUCGCUGUUUUACUGAUCACGAUUUAGUGUAAAAAAAAGGCCAAGGAGGUCGGUGAAAAGAUAAUGAGGCUCAAAAAUCAAAAAAAAAAAAAUCAGCUUCUCCGAUUGAGAAUAUUCUUGGAUUGAUGAUAAGGCUAGGGGCUUACGAAAUGUGGAAAUUUGAAAAAAAGUUGAGCCAGGCGCCGGUUUUUUUAGAAGAUUCUCACAUGCGUAAGGCAUCCCAGCGUUUUUAAGUCUUGACCAAUUGAAAGAGAAAUUCUUUUUUCCAGCGGCUAUAAUUUCCUUCAUAGCCUUUUAGGGCCUUUUUUGAUACGCAGAUUCGAAAUGAGAAAAUUGCUCUUAAUGGACUUGGUCUUAUUUGAAAAUUGAUCUCUUUUCAAAAUAAAAGGAUGAAACCGGUAGUUUCAGCCCCAUGAAGCCCUGACGACACGUUUGGAGCAUGGAUUCGGCGUCAGAGUGGUCCACACGGCGGGCGUUAAUCGGGAGCAGAUCGAUAGUAUCGGAUCGCAGCUCGAUGAGCUCAAGGUACCAAAAAAAAAAUAAUCAAUAACUCAAAGGUGAAAAAUCAAUACGACCUUAAGCCUGAAAUUCAAUGUAUCCAAGUCUUUUUUUUUCAUUAAGGCGUUGGCUAUUUUUCGGAAAUAUUUUUUUCGAUUGACCGUAGCUUUCAAUUUCAACUGGAUAUGGUUUCUCCUGACUGUUUUUUAUGUUGGCUGAAGGUAAACCACCUUCUAGAGGCUGUUCUCAAAGAAAACCCUCCUAGUAGAUCCGAAUCGAGGAGACGAACUAAAACGAAGAGACGAAUCCUCCAGGGGCCUGUUUUGCCGCCUGCGACACUUUUGAGACAUACGACUUGCGUUUGAUGUGAAUUUCCUCGAGUUUCGGGCGGAAUUCCGAGGGAUUCCAGGGUUUUUGGAUGAUGUGCAACCGAAAUUUUUUUUGUUGGGUAGCCGUAGACUUUUUGGAAUCGGGAAAAUGAUUCUGUGAAUGGGACUACUAUCAUUUCUGGUUAAAAUGAGAAUGGAAAUUUUGGUUUAACGUGAAAGAAUAAUGUUCCAGGAACGUGACGUCAGAAUCCUUCUGAUGGACGCCGACAGCGAGAUGAGCGCUACAGUACUAUGUGCGGCCUACCAUCGAGGAAUGUACGGUGACAAUUACGUCUGGAUCCUGCCCGGAUACCAUUCUGAAGCGUUAGUAUGAAGUUAUCGAGUUUUGCGGCUUGGAAAACAGCUUGGAAUGGCUCAAAAUGUUGCGGUUUCAAGGUUUGAAAAUGGAGUUUAAGCUGAGAAAGGGGAUAUUAUUUUGAGCUUGGGAUUUUCUAAAAAUUGGCUUUUUUUGAUGUACUUUAGGAAGAUUUAGAGACCUACAACUUCUUAUUAUCUAGUUUGUGAAAAUAGGAUCUUGCUAAUAACUGGGAAAUACUCUAGUGACCCCUUAAGAAGCUGCUGAGGGACACUAAAGUGGCCACUAAAACAAACUUUAUAGACGCCACCAUUUGCGCCUUAAGGGCCACUAUAGCAGUUCCUUGUGGUCUAGUAAUAGAUUUUAGGCUUCUAAAGAGGCCACUUAAUUUUAGUCACUCAAGUGGCCACUUGAACCGCUACUAUAAUGGCCACUAAAACGCCAAAUCUCUUAUGUGGCAGUACUUGUUAGCUGCGCCUGACCCUGACCGUCUUCACAUCAUCUUAUGCUGUAGGAUACUCUCCCGCGAAAGUAGUUUCUGGUCGGUUGAAAAGCUCUGGAGAACCGUGAGGCGUUGAGUCAUUCUUCGCGGCCAUUUUUAAAGUGACCCAAUGAAAAAAAAGCCUUCAGUUGGAUGAGUGACGUCAACUGCACGAAGGAAGAGAUGGAUACAGUACUCCGGAACCAUUUCGCGGUGGGAUUCGCUCUAGCAAGAGCCGACAAGAAUACGAUUGUUGCCGGGCAUACGGUAGAUACUGUAGAAAUAUUUAUCAAGCGAGAAAUAUUUUCAGAAAGCGGUGGACAUCUUGAAAGAGCUGGACGAGAGCAACUUGGCGAACAUGUGGAAAGGUUUGUGAGGGUAUUGUAGAUAGGUUUACUGUAGAUAGGUGAGGGUACUAUAGAUAGACAAUAGAUAGGUUAGUAGAUUGAAAUUUUUUGAAGAAAAUCUGUUGAAUAAAACGGGAUUUAACCUUUUUUUGAAAAAUAAAAGUUGUGGAAAAGAGUGAAAAGGCUAUUUUUUGAGUAGGAAAAUGCGCUCCAUGGAUAAAAACUGGGAUUUAGGAGUUCUUCUAAUUUUUCGUUUUUCUCAAGUUGAAAAUGGAGCUGCUGGACUUUCUAGUGAAAAGAAGCGAGAGAGUAGCGUCGUCUUGGAGAGACGGCAGAGAAAGAGAAAAUUUGACUUCUCUGGACUCUCUUCAGCCUUGCACUGUUCUCUCGCUUCUUCGUCUUUUUUAUCCUCUGUUUUGGCUCCUCCUUCAAAUUCUUCGAUUUUCGAAUCUUUUCCUAAAUUUAGGGUAUCUUUAUGACGGGUUCUGGACCCUGGCCAUGGCCUUGAAUGAAGCGAUGAGCAGCGAGGCUGAAUUUUCACAUCAUCGAAUGAUCGCCGCCAUCAAUAAUGCCUCGUUUGAAGGUGUUACGGUAGCUUCAAAAUACCGUAUGGCUCAACUAUUACAGUUAUCUUUGAAGGGUACGGUAAAGUUUGUGAACAACGAACGGCUCGGCCUUGUUGAUGUCCUACAGUACCGCGAUGACUCCUACAAGUUCGUCGGACAGUACGAUGGCGUCAGGGAUUUGUUGCAGAUCCAUGCGUUGGAUGGUGAUUUUAUUUCUCUAUAUCGGAAAUUCGCGAAUGUGCGCUCUAUUGCUAACUGGAAGCUCUGGUGUUUAGAAUUGUAACAUGGUUUACUUCUUGUUCCGUUCGAGCUCUUUUUUUAAAAGUAAGAUUUGGGAAUGUGCGCUCUAUGGCUAAGUGUAAUAAUCUCAAAUGUUCAAGUGAAGUUUCAGGUUUUCUUCAGGCUUCUUUAUUAUGAUUAUUUGAUUUUUCCGUCUGAAUAAUAUGUUUGGGUUGAACAUUGAAAAGUCGAAAAUGUGCGCUCCAUGGCUAACGACAGAUUCCCAUCCCGUACCUUAUUAACGCGAACGGGACACGAAUCGGACGUUUCUAGUGACCACUUUAGUAGCCUCAAAACUCUUAAGUGAUCCCUAGAAUUGCCCAGAAACGUCCGGAGCACGUCCGUUUCGCGUUACCAAUGACCGAGCAUACAUUCGGGCGGAGUUUAUAGUCUAGUGGCCUCUUAAGCGGUCAUCGGGCCUCUUUAGUGUGACCCUGAAGAAGUCAGAGAGUCCUACAACAAAAAAAAAAGUUAGCUAACUCAAAAAAUAGACGAUCGAUAGGAAAAAGGACAUUUCCAGAGCCAAAGCUUCAAAGUUUCCGACAAAAGUUUCAAAAAGGAUCAUUUCUGUAAUUUUCAGAAAGUUUAUUAGUCAUGACUUGACAGAAUGGCUCAAUUAUAGACCUAAGAACCACCGAGAAAUUAUAAAAAAAUCAAUUCUAAAAAUAAGAUAAAUUUGAAUUUUUUUCUCGAAAUUUCCUGUGUUCAGUGAAAAAAAUUCGAGUAUUCCAGACUGGAAUCCGCCGUUGGACUCGACCGUAACCGAAAAACGCCGAGAAUACAUCUCGAGGAUGCUUUUGAUCGCCAUGUCCUUGCUGGCUCUUGUUGGAAUUUCCCUGGCCAUUAUAUUUUUAUUCAUCAAUUUCCGCUAUAGGAAUCAUAGGUGAGCGUGGGAUGAUGUCGAAAAUGAUUUUUUUUGAUCAUCAAAGUAGAAAUAAAAGUGAAACAUUGAAUUUUUUGAUUUUUUGGUUCGGAAACUCAAUGGAAAGCGGACUGAAUUUGAUGAAGCUGAAAAUAUUAUUCUGGCUUUGAUUAGAAUGAAAAAAAAACUCUCCUUUUACAGAAAAAUCUAGCAUAGUUUGUGAUAAGAAAUAGCUCAGUAGUAUCAGAAAAAUCAUUAAAAAGAAUAUUUAUCCCAGGUUCAUCAAAAUGUCAUCACCCAACUUGAACAAUAUCAUCAUUGCCGGAUCGAUUUGCACCUUCGCUUCGGUUAUUUUGUUAGGUACUUAUUGAUUUCAGAAAAGUAUUCAAAGUUAAAACUUUCCAGGACUCGACACGAGAGCCUUAUCACCGGACAAUUUUGUUAGGAUGUGCUAUGUGAGUUUGAUUAAAAAAAAAAUAUAAACGUGAAAAUUCCUUUUGAAACAGUUGAGAAAGGACUGAUUCUAAUGGUCAGGAUUUCUUGGAUUUUUUGAAAGUUUUGUGAAAAUUAUAUGAGAAGCGAGAGAGCAUGGGCGUUAGAAGAGACACCAGAGAAAGAGGGGAAUUUCAACUUCUCUGCCGUCUCUUGUAGCCUGAUCUCUCGCUUUUAUAGCACUUGAAAUGGCGGUCUCUUAGUCUCUAUUCGGAGCUCUCGUUUUAACGUGCUAUUUUCGUCUCUUUCUGACCUCACCGACGAGGGAACAGAGAGACGCAGACAGUCGGAAAGUCAGACUAGCUUUUCAAAAACAGCUCUGAAAAUAGAGACUGCGGUCGCCUGAAGAGACGCCAGAAAAGUUAGAGCGUCUCUCUCCUUCUCGCGUCUCUUCGGGAGCUUUGCUCUCUCACUUUACCAAAACUUUGAGAAUUUUUUCCAAAAGAAAAUCAGAAAUCAAAAAAAAAGAUUAGCAAAAGUCUUAAGAAAGGAGUAACCUCUACCAUUCUAAAAAGCAGUUUUUUUAAAAAUUUAUAGAUAAAAAAACUUGGACCCUCUGUCUGGGCUUCACAUUUGCAUUCGGGUCAAUGUUUUCGAAAACUUGGCGAGUCCACUCGAUUUUCACCAAUAUCCGAAUGGAUCGAAAGGCUAUCAAGGUGAUUCAAGCGUUUUUUCGAACCUCAUCUGAAUUUUGAAUUUUUAGGACUCAAAAUUGUUGAUGAUUCUGGGCGUUUUGCUGCUCCUGGACGUGGUUGUCCUGACAGCCUGGGCCAUUUUUUCGCCCUUUUCUUUUUCGGUCAUCGAACUUCCGCAUAUUGUGAGUGGAAAGAAAGCAAAGAUUCAUUUUAAAAGUCAAAAAAAAAAGGAAAGUUCAUUUCAAAGCGAAAAAAUGAGAAAAUUUUGAAAAUUAGGAAUAUGAGCGUUCAACGGCGGCAUGAAGAUUUGGGGUUUAUUUUUUUCGAAAAUUUGAGUUUUAUAAAAUAAAACGAGAGAUCAACGGCGGCUUGAAGAGACGCCAGAGAAGUGAGAGUUAUCUUUUUCUCUGGAGUCUCUCCAAGUUGCUCUAUCUCUCAGUUUUCCGGGGUAAAACUUUCAAGAUCUAUAGAUAGUAUUAUAAAACCGAUUUUCUCUUGAUUUUGUGGAAGUUCUGAAAUUGAAGGUUCAAUAAUCUUUCUUGUGGAGUUUUAGUUCAGCGGAAGCAAGCAUUUUCGAAAAGACCUUCUUUUUCUUUGAUUUCAUUGAUUUUCUUGACAUUUUUCUUUUUUCCAGCCAGCCGACAACAAAGUCAUCGUGCCUGAAGUCGAAAAAUGCCAUUCCAAUAAUUCUGUCGUCUUCCAGGCGAUUCUCUAUGUCAUCAAAGGGAUUUUGAUGGUGGGUUUGAUAAAAAUUAAAGAUAGAAAUGUUCUUGAGACAUUAGAUAAUGUUAAAACCUCUCCUUGGAAAGGCUUUUUAUCAAGAAAUUUGGAAUAAACACGGAAAAUUAUCUUUCCUUUUAAUAGUAAAACGUUCACCGAAAUUUGUUAAAUUGAUAAAAUAGGCCAAAAAACAUGAUUUUCAUGGCUCUUUCUAAACCAAAUCCUCACUUUCCCUUAAUAACCAUCCUUCAUUUUGUAUAAUGAGAGUUCGCCUGAUUUUCAUUCCAUUCAAGGCUCAUUUGGUACAAUAAAACAGUUUUUGAGAAAAAAAUUUUUUUAAGAACUUAUCUAUGAUAUUUUCAUCUUGUCAAAGCUCAUAAACUUGAUUUGUCUGUCGUGAAUUGGCCAUAAAUUUGGCCAAGUGGUUUUUUCUUCUUUACGGCUCGGUUAUCAUGCCAAAUUUGUUACAAACUGUACUUUUUCCCAAGUAUAUUUUGAUGAUACAGAUCCUCGGAUGUUUCCUCGCCUGGGAAACGCGUCACGUCAACGUCCCGGCCCUGAACGACAGCAAGUACAUCGGAAUGAGUGUCUACAAUGUCGUCGUGAUGAGCGUUCUUGGCCUCAGCACCAGCGUCAUCCUUCAGGUCGGUCGAGGGGAAGUUCGAGGAGGAAAAUGAAGAGUACAAGAAGAUUUUUUGAGUUGUAGUAUGGGCUUUUUGACUCUUUUUUUGAUCAUUUUAGACAGUUUUGUCAGCUUUUUUCUUUUUUUAUUUUGCUUUUCAAGUGGGUUUUCAGAGUUUUUUUCAAAAAUUGAGGACUCUAGAAGAGAUAAGGUUCAUUUAAAGAAUUUUUUCAGGGGCUGAAGGGUCUGUGAAAGAACUUUUGACCGCUUGAAGAGGAAAAAUUGAAUAUUUAGUGAUUGAGCUCCUGUAGAGAUAGCUUCUUCAUAUAGUUUUGAACUUUUAAAUUGUUUUACUAAGUUUGAAAGCCCGUAACUUCUUUCAAAGGCCUUAUGGACAGUUUUUGAGCUCAAACUUGGAAUCAGCGUGAAAAACUGAAAUUAGUUCGUGUGGAUAAUAUUUUUUGGGUCCUAGAGGCUCUGUGAAAAAUUUUUCCGUUUGAAGUUGACAAAGGAAGAUUUUGUGAGCUCCGGUAGAGACAGCUUCUUCAUAUAGUUUCCAACUUUUAAAUAUAAUUUUCCACUUUGAAAACCCAUAACUUCUUCAAAAGACCUCUUUGACAGUUUUCGAGCUCAAAUUUGAAAUCAGCGUAAAAAACUACACCUAAUAUCGAAAAUUAUUAAAAUUAUUCAAGAGAAAAAUAUUCCAGGAACGGGUCAAUGAAUCGUUCGCCCUAGCGUCGUUUUUCGUCAUUUUUUCGACCACACUGACACUUUGCCUGGUUUUUGUACCCAAGGUCUUGAAUUAUAUCCAUAUAUAGUCGAUGUGCCACAAGUUGAAAUUUCAUGGAACGACACUCCGCCGUUUCGAUUUGUGUUUUUACAUUAUUUGAAAUGAAAAAAGAAAUGUCGAUAAAGGCUCAAUGAAGGUUAAAUAACGGAAUAUAUUGAACAAAACCAAAGACCAUCUCAUGAAAAAAACUUUCAAAUGUUAUAAACGCAUUUUUCUCUUAAAAUUCGAAAAUUACGCUAUUUUAUUUUUAUCAAUGAAACAGUCUAUCCACUAGAAAAAAUAAUUAUGAGUUUGGCACGAAGAAAACUAUUAAAACAUAAUUAAAAUAAUGGAAAUUUCAAAUAAAAAGAAAAAAAUGGAAAGCGCGACCGAAAUUCGCAAAGGCAAGGCGCUUUCACGGCCACGGCCACCCAACGGAGUGUCGUUCCAUGAAAUUUCAAGUCGUGGCACAUCGACUAUAAUCGUGAUGAAUGCCCAUUUCUAGGUGAUAGAACUGGCACGGAAUCCAGUCGGAAAUGAGCCGAGAGCCUACCGACGAGGGUUCAUGAAAAGCGUCGUCGCCAAGACCUCACAGCCCAGUUCUCCAGCGCCCAACUCGUAUGUCGCCACUAGAAAAAAAUAAUUCGAAAAAAAAAAAAUAAAAGCUUUUCACGAAAGUUCAAAGUUAUAAUGGUUUACUUUUUAUUCAGCUUGAAGAAGCAAAUAAAUAAUCGAAAAUCGACAGUUUUCAGAAAAAUGAGCAAUAACUGCCGAUUAAGCACAGUGAACUUAUCAUAGAGGAUCAAAAAAAAUAAUGACUUAGUUUCUUUUUUUUUUGAAUAUUAAUUUUAGUCCUUACAAAGAUGCAAUUUCAAGAAAAAAACGUAGAAAAUUGAUAAAAAUAUGUUUUGAUUCAAAUAGUUUGAACAAUAUUUUUUUCUGCGUCUUAUCCAUACUUUCUCAAAGCGAAGGUAUAAUUUCAGGUCUCUAGAAUUUUGUGAAAAUUUUUUGGCUCCAGAAUUUCGUGAAAAAUGAGAGAGAUUCGACUCGAAAAAUUGAAAAAAAAAUGGGAAAAAAAUUGAAAAUUAUUUUUGAAGAAUGCUAUCAAAUUUUUUUGCUUUUUCGGUCAAUAAAUUUCAGUUGAAAAUGGUCCAUAUUUCGUUCAAAUCACCACUUGACUAAUUUCAAAAGAGUUCGGAAGAUAAAAAUCACAAUUUCGAUUUAUAGAGACAACGCCAGUGAUUUGCUGAGCAAGGCCGAAACGGAGAAUAAAGUUAGAAGGCGAUACCUUCAUCAGGUUAAUCAUGACCUUUAUCAAUUAAACAUUAAGUUUUUAAGAAAUCCGUCCAACUAUGGGACCUUGUCGAGAAGCUCCGCGCCAAGGGCGACACUCAAUUUUUACAGCAAGGUAUUUUUUCCAGCCUCGGUCGCAUUAAGAAGAUCUUCUCUCGAUACUUUGAAGCGCAAGUCGUUUUUGGUCGGGCGCUGAGCGAUGCGAAAUUUCCUCAAAUAUCACAGUUUAUUAGUCAUUUGUGCAUAAGUCGUUUAACAACAGAACAAGAGAAAAAAACAAUAAUGAUAUAGGAAAGGUACCCGUUGAGCGUCUUGAGGAAAAGGGGGUUCAGAUUAAAAAAAUUGGAGACAAUAAUAGAUGAAAAAAAUGGGAUGAUUAUCAAAUAUAUGGUGUUUGGAAGGGGAGGUAUCGAGCUGAUUUGAAGGCCGUAUUGGUCGAGGACCUGAAAUUUUGGGUUAUUUGAAGGCGCAUGGUUACAAAUAAUAAAAGGGUCUUGCCGCGAAAAGGGAGUUUCUCGCGUUUAUGGAAAGUUGAGUGCGUUUGGAGCUCCAAUUAUGAUGAAGAUUGUGAAUUUUCAAGCUUAUUAAUGAAAAUGUGCCCGAUUGGAUGGCCACGCCCCUUUUUCGGAGAAAUAACGAGCUUAUGAAGUUUUUUUUUUUUUGAAGAGUGUAUCGAUUUUUUUAAUUUUUUUGCGUUCAAAUAAUCACAAAAAUUCAGUUUUGGUCGAAAAAAAGUCAAGCUUUUUUAGAAGCCACUCGUAAAAAAAGCCUUUUUGGGUGAUUCUAAGAAAAAUUCAGAAAACAAAAUAAAUAUUCACCUUUUUUUAUUAUCGACGUUAUUGCAAAGGUCCGUCCGGCAACAGCAGAACUGUGAGUAGCGGAUUGAGUUGAUUUUGCUUUUCGCGUGGUUUUUUGAGAAUAUGCUCUGAAAUUUACGUUUUGUUAGCUUUAUUUUCAAUUUUCGAAGAAAAUUGGGAAGACAAAACCAUAAAAACAUAUUGUUAUGGCGAUUCAUAUGGAAUUAGGAAUGAAAUCAAAGAUUUUUUGAAGGUAAAAUAUACUCAGGAACUCCAGAGUGAUCCCUAUAGGGGAAGGCUUAAGGGCCCCGUGAGGGUCCCCCUUUAGGGACCACUUUAUGCGAAGAAAUAAGCGUUUUCAAACGAAGUUGAAAGAGCCCUAUAGGGAUCACUUAAGCUUUAGGGACUAGGGGGUCAGACCCUAAACCCCUAUGGGUACCACCUUGAUUUCACCCCUAUAGGGACCACUUCUUCGGCCCCUGUAGGGACCACUCUCCAGUGAGAUUUUUAGGCAAAGAGCCUUUUUUGGUGUUAAUUCAGAUCAUUUUGUCAUUGUACGAUUUAUGAGGGCGAUAAUAGUCUAAUAAGGGGAAAAAUCGAACCUGCAUUUUAUUAUCGAGCUGAGCCAAACUUGGACAAUUUUCAUCGAUUCCCCGGAACAAACAGUGUGUUUCGUGGACGCAGAACCUGUCGUAGUACUGUCGAAUCGUCCCGCUUCUGUUGACUGCGUAGUAUUCCGAGUAGCACAUCUGGAAACGGGCGAUUUUUGGGUUUUUGAUAAAAUUAAUGAGUUUUAGGAGCUUUAGGAUUGAACUGAGCCCGCAAAAAAAAAAACGAAGAAGAUAAAGAUCGGGGCUUAGAUUUUUAGCACUUAAAGCUCAAAAGCUCCCUAUUAGAGCCUCUCAAUUUCCUUCAAAAAACCCUUACUUAUUCAGUUUUUCCCAUGGAAAUGCUCCUUCGCAGUCCGUAACAAUUAUCGACUAGCAUGUCCCCUAUAGGGACCACUUUUGCAAGUCUUAGUGGCCCCUAAAGGGGUCGGUAACUAGAGGAGACCCUCCAAGAGCCCUAGGGUUGCCCCUACAGGGACCACUCUAGAGAUCCUAAGGUCUGCACCCUAUUUUCCUUCUUGGUAUUUUUUGAAUCUAGCGAAAAAUAGGACAAGCUGGGAAAAAGGAAAGUUUUGUUUUUCUAAAUAAAUUGGAACAACUAUGACCGACGUAUUGCUCAGGCUACACAGAAAUUUUGAUAUAUAAUUUUUUCUAGAUUUUACGAAUUCUGUAUGUCAUUCGUCUCCUUUAGACAACACAAAACAGAGAUGAAAAGCUGUUGGUCAUGCAAUAUUCACACAUGAAAUAUCUGUACAUCAAAAAAGAGCUUCUGAGGAAGGUUGAAUUUAAUAUUGAACAAGAUAAUCGUGAAACAAUCGGAAAAGUAAUGUAUUAGUUGACUUUUAAAAACUGCAUGAAACGUAUUUUAAACUGGAAUUUUUCAAAUGCCGAUUUUAAAAUGACGCGUUAUUUGUUUAAAUUGUUUAAAAUGAUGUCGUGAAUUUCAAAACGAAACACCGUGGUCGCACUUGGAAUGGCUGAGAGCGUCGCGAAACUCGUUUCAAUUCGGACGCGUUCCGAAGCAGCCUCUGAGCGUCGAGCCAUUCCAAUUGCGACCAUUUUCUUCCUAAUAGUUUUAUAGAGCUCAAUUUUCAGACACCCGGAAACAUGCUUUCUUUCCCCUCAUUUUGUCCAAAUGACAUUUGAUAUUCGCAUUUUUCAUUCAUGCCCCGUUAUAAGUGGAAUAGACACGCGAACGCCCUCGCUAAUUUCCGUUUUGUCCUCCCCAGGCAGGAUAAUUUUAUUUUUGGCUAUCAGUUCGAAAGGCUCAAGAGUCCAUUAUCAUGACGGGAAAUGGGAAAAUUGAGAUUUUUUUUUCAAUGGAAGCUUGGAAAUUGAAAAAAAAAACAGAGAGAACAGAUGUUCCUGUGAAGUUUUGGAGGCAACUUGAUGAUUUUCCGAAUUUUUAAUUUUUAUGACAGCUUUUUCGAAUUUAUCCAUAGCUUCAUUUGUGACUCAAAAAAAUCAAAAAAAGAGAAAUUUUUCAAAUUUAUAACCUAUUUUUGAACAAAUGCGAUCUCGAAUUUUUUUGAUUAAUGAGCUCAAAAAAAUUCAAUUUGGGUAGUCAAAGUUUGAAUUAAAAAGACUUUUUUUGUUGAAAAACUUUAAAAUUUAAAGAUUUUAUUUUUUUAAGAAAGACGCCAUAAAUCUACCAAUCAAGUCAUGAAGUUUGGAAACCCCCCUCAAAAAAACAGAGUAAAGAGCCAUUGUAAUCUUUGUUUUUGAGUCAAACAUUCCCCUUUCCCCCUAAGUAAUAAUCUCCUCAAAAAUCUCCUGUUUUCCCCUCUUUUUUUGACUUUUUGCAAAUCCUCUCUUCGAAAAAAAAAAUUAGAUUGCAACCUGAAAAAAAAAAUCUCAAAAAUCACUCAAGCAAAACAAAUUUCUUUCCCGAAUCUCCUGGUUAUUCGAGUGAAAAAUGAAUUUUUUCACGUGAAAAAGUUUGAAAAUUGCGAAAUCAAGGAUUAGUUUCAAGUCAGUGGGGACUUUCCUUAUGAAAAUUGAAUGGAAAAAAAAACGUGACUCAGUUUUUUGAUGUGUCAGGAAAUUCAAAAAGGAUCAAGGAAUUUUUUUGAGAGGAGAUUAGCGAGAUAGUGUGCGGAAUAGAGAGGGUUUAAAAACAAUUUUUCGAAAAAAAGCAUUUUUUGUCGAAAAUUUCCGGAAAACCUACACUAAUCUUUGUUUCAAUGGAUUUUAAGCCUUUUUGAGGAUUAUACGUAGUUUGAUGCUUUUUCUGUACUUUUGGAGUUUAAUUUUGAAAAUUGGAAAAAGCUGAUUUUUCUGAUUUUUUCUAACGACAAGAUGACAAUGAAUUUAGUAUACUGAUUCCGGAUUUUUAAAUUCAAAAAAAUUAGCAUUGAAAACCUGCAUUUUUUUCCCUUUUUUUAAAGUGUAACUUUAGUUCCCCCCCUGUUAUAUUUAUAAAAAAAAGAAACCUCGCCUGAAAAUUUCCAUCCCCAACCCGAGAAAAAAGAAGAAAAAAAAGUGGGCGAGGGAGGAAAAAUAUAUAUCAUUUUAAUAAAUAUAUUCAAUGCAAAUUAGGAUGUGUCGAGCCAAGAAUGAAAAGCGUUAUUUUUGUGUUAUAAUAUGCGCCUUUGCUAGUAUUAUUUUUGUUUAUGACAAGGGGAAUUUUUGGUGAUCACGAUGGCAACCGACAACUUCUUGCAAGGGUUUUCGCAAAAAUUGGUUCGGAAUUUGAGCUUUUCCUUGUUAGGAAAGGUUCAUCUGUAAAGCUUGAAAGUCAUUUAUUAAAUUGAAAAUAUCAAAUUCAAUCAGUGAAAAAAUUUUUUUUGUGAAGAAAUGAUUGAAAAAUGGACAAAAUUUUUGGGUCAUCGACUAGAUUUUGAAAGCGCAUUGCCUCUUUUUUCUAUCCUGGUUUUUUUUAUUUUCGAAAAAAAAAGUAUCUUUAAGCCAAGGUAGGGAAUUCAGAGAUGAAAAAGAAAACUUGCAAAAAGUCUGGUUUCUCUGCGUCUCCUCUUCUCUCGACGCUCUCAUUUUUCUGUGCUACUUAGGAAUUCCAAAGUGGUCCCUAUAGGGGCCGGAAAAUUGGUCCCUAUAGGCGAAAAAUAAGGUAGUCCCUAUAGGGGUUUUAGGUCUGACCCCUUAACCCUUAAAGCUCAAGGAGUCCCUAUAGGGGUCCUUAAACUAUAUUCAAAAACCGCUCAAUUAUUCAAUUUUUCGCAAAAAGUUCGACCAGCAUGCCCCCUAUAGGGACCACUUUUGCAAGCUUUUGUGGUCCCUAUAGGGGUUGCUAAAGUGGUCCCUAGAGUGGACCCUUCAAGGUCCCCUAAGGUUGCCUCUAUAGAGACCACUCUGAUCCUAAGUCCUUUCAUGUUUCUAUGACCUGAACGAGAAAAAGAGGGCACAGACAGGUCAGAUGGUUUUUAGUGUUGAAUUCGAUUAAAUCUUAACCUAUAGAAAGGUCAUGGCGUUCCAAAAGAAGGAUACGUUGCUCAUAAUUGCCCUCUUUUCUCCGGCUUUUCCCAUUAUUAUUAUUAUUAUUUUCCCCCCUGCAAAAUGUACACUCAGCAAGCUGAGAAGAUAAGACGGGAUCAGGUUUUUGAGCCCUGGAUUCUGACUGAUUAUCGAGGAAAUUUAAUAAAUUGAAGUUGCCGGCACCUGCAGCCAUGGAUUAGGUUAUCAUGUCCGCGAUGAUUGAAUUUUCAAAUUUUUUAGAAAUGAUCAAGCUUGGUUUGGUUUUAAUGGAUAACUUCCGGGAAAAUGGUUCAAAUGAGAUUUGAGGAGAAUUGGAAGAAAAAGGGAAAUCAAAUUCAUCCUUGCAGAAAAAAAGGAGUUUUUUCUGAAUUUUUUGGAUUUUUUCCUUCAAGUUUACACUGUUUAGAAGGAUAGUAAUUUUUUUAAGUUGAAAAAAAUACACUGAUUUGUCGGAAUAAUUAGCAAAAAAAGGGGAUUUCAGGUUGCUAAUAAUAAGGCUUACUCAUAGCCUAACUAUUUUUUUCUCUUUAUUAUUUUUUUCGAAUUUCCAGGCGAAAAUAGAAAAAUUUUGACCAUAGAAGAAGUGGAAAAAAAUCCCAGGAUUACUCAUAAUCUAACUUUUCUCUGCUUUUCCUGUCUCAAAUUUUACGUAAUAGAAGAAAAAAGUGAAUGAAUAGGAGCCGUUUUUUUUUUACUAGGAAAGGCAGAAUUUUCAGAAUUGAGGAAAGUGGCUCAUAAUAACAAGAGGAUAACUCAUAAUAUAACCUUUUUUCUAUUCAUUCUUUUUCGAUCUCAGAUUUUACGUCAUAGGAACAAAAAAUUAAUUGAGAAAGAUUCUUACUAACAAGGAAAGUCGUUCUACUUAACGAUUGGGGGUUCUCUGAAAAUUGGCCAGAACACUCCUUGAUGUUCCAGGUAAAGAUUCUGGAAGUACCAACCUUCAACUUUCUAGUUUUUCAAGAAAUAAGGGCCCAAAAUAGUCGAUUUUUAAGCAUUUUGAAGGUUUUUCUUAACUUUGACUCGACGCCAAAAGAUCGCCACAACUCUUUCUCUGACACACACUAUUUCGUCGUUAUCUAGCUGCAAGAAAACGCCGAAAUAGUGUAAGUCAGAGAAAGAAUAGUGGCGAUUUUUUGGCGCCGAGUCAAAGUCAAGAAAAACCCUCAAAAUCUUAAAAAUUGACUAUUUUGGGUCCUUAUUUCUUGAAAACUAGAAAUUUGCAGGUUGGGACUUUCAGAACCUUUAUCUGGUACACCAAGGAGUCUUCUGGCCAAUUUUCAGAAAACCGCAACCGUUAAGUAAAAAGACCUUCCUUGUUAGUAAGAAAAUCUUCUUCAAUUCAUUCUUUUUUCUUUCCUAUUACGUAAAAUCUGAGAUAAAUAUACUAAAAAAAGGGAGAAUAUAAAAAAAAAGGUCAGAUUAUGAGUUAUCCUCUUGUUAUUAUGAACAAUUUUUUUCUCAAUUCUGAAAAAUUCUACCUUUCCUAGUAGAAAAAAACGGCUCUUAUUCAUUCAAUUCUUUUUCUAUUACGUAAAAUUGGAGACUGGAAAAGCAGAAGGAGAAAAAUGAAGAUAGAUUAUCUUUUGGCGCCGAGUCAAAGUCAAGGAAAACCCUAAAAAUCUUUGAAAAUAGUAUUUUGGGCCCUUGUCCUUGGAAAACUAGAAAGUUGAAGGUUGGGACUUUCAGAACCUUUAUCUGGUACAUCAAGGAGAGUUCUGGCCAAAUUUCAAGAAAUUCCCAACCGCAAAGUGGAAUGACCAGGAACAAAGGUUCAUAAUACCUCAUCUUUAUUUUCGGCUCUAGUACUCCUAUCUCAAAUUUUCCGCGUGCACCCGCAAAAAGAAAGAUGAAAAAGGCCACUAAUGUGACUAAAUUGUUGAGGGAUUGUGGCCCCUCCCGCGCAACAUUUCCUAUUUUUUCCUGACCAAGGUUUUAUUUUCGAGAGAAACGACGCAACUUUGAAGGGAAACGUGAGCUUGAUGGGUUAUGCAUUGCGAAUAUGUGCCCCCCAGUAUUGUCACACGACUUUUUUUAGACACUUUUUCUGCUUUUUGAAUGACGUCGGGUUCAUUUUGCUAACGAGGGCCAUGGGAAACAUGACUCUUUCCUAGGCGUCACAAGGAAAAGCGAUGCUUUUUAAACAGAAUCAAAUUGAUCAGAGGAGUUCAGAGAUGAGAAAUUAGUAAGAGGCUUUGAGGUUCCAAAAUAUGUGAAAAUAAGCUCAAGGAUGGUCCCGACAGUACCGAAGUUUCAUUGGAAUUUUGAAGAAAAGAGAAAAAUUUGAUACGUUUAACGUUGGGAUUGAAAAAGAUGAAUGUUCGUUUUUAAAAUCUUACUAGCGAACAUUUUUUUAGGGAGUUUUUAAUGAAGGGCGGGGGGUUAAAAAUCUUUCCUAAGUAAUGAUCCUCUACACAUUUUUGGUUUCCCCACUUUUCAUUUGGAAUUUUUCAAAGGCUAUUCACCUUUUUAAUAACCACUUUAACGUCUAGGAAUUUGAAAAAAAUAGUUUUUCUCAGUAAAUCUAAGAUAAAAAGCUAGGUAAAAAAAGUAAGAAAGAUUAAUAAUUAUGAACGAAAUGGUAGGUUAAUCCGUUCAUAGAAAAAUACCAAUUUCGUGACGCAUUCAAAAUAAUUACACAUAAUACAAUGUACAAGAAUUGAAGAAAAGUCAAAAAAAAAAAAACUAUUUUUGAAAUUAAAAUAGAUUAUGGUCUCUCUGUGCUCUCUUAACUCUAGAGAGAAUGAAAAUUGAGGAAAAUGAUAGGUCAAGAGAGCGCAGACAGGCUAGACGGUGUCAAGACCAGAGUGCACUCUCUUAUUUCUGCGAAAUGAUGAAAAACGAGAUAUUGAGAGGGCGCAGACAGGCUAGACGAGCCCUCAUGAAAAAAUCAUUCAUCAAAUUUGAAAAACGCUGACCUGUCUGCACUCUCUUUCCGCUGCGAAAUUAUGAAAAACGAGAGAUUGAGAGGGCACAGACAAGCCAGACUGUUUUUAAUAAUCAGGAAUGAACAAAAAAAAAUCCCCACCAUGUCCGGACCGCAUUCCGUUUUGCGAUGAGGCGUCGGAUAGGACGAAUCGUAGCAUUUCAAUGCGAAUGACCCCGAUAUGAACACGCUGAUCAUGACGAUCAUCGACGGAAGCUGUUUCAGACUGGUGCCUGUCAUCGGCGACGCCGUCGUCCUUUGAGAAAGACUCGUUGCUCCGCAGCAGCAACAGGCGAGCUUUUUUUUCCGAAGCACAAUGAGAUGAUGAAAGGGGGCGUGGCUUGGGGCUCGCCAAGUCUCGCUUUUGGAAGCCUGAAGGGCCACGCCCCCGCCCCCCUUCGUUUUGGCUGGCUUCUGGUCUGGCUAUCUUCAGGAUUAUUAUUAUUUUUUUGAUUGUUGUCCUUUUGAUGGGGAUCUAGUACAUAGGGAAAUGAAAAAUAAGAGGAAUUUUUGAGGGGAUUUUUUUGUGAUAUUUGAAUUUUUUUGUAGAAAAAUUUUUUUGGUUAAAUGAAUGGAAAAAAAGAUUUUUUUAUUCCUAUGAAAAUAUUUUUUUAGGGAGGUUAUAAAGGUAAUUUUUUUAAAUGGAAUUUGAAAAAAAUUUCAAAAUUUGACUACAGUUUUUUUAGUGAGAAAGUAAUUUUUUUGUCUUUUUUUCUCAGAAGUUCAAAAAAACUCCCUUUUUACAACUAAACUUCAAGAAGAUCUGCGAAAAAGUUCAUUCAUUUUUCAAAGAUUAAGGAAUUUUUUUGUUGGAGGGAUUAGUAGUUUUUUUGAAAAUCUCGGAAGUAAUCUCACUUUUUUUCACUUUUUUUCCUAUUUUAAUAAUUCAAAGAUCGGAGAAUCCUUACAAAAAAAUGUAUUUUUAAAAAAACGUUUUUCUUUAUUGCACUUUUUUUAUUCUCACUUAUUUUUAAGCCCUGCAAAAUUAGUCGCUUUUUCUGGAUUUUUCAAAAAAAAUGGAGAUCAAAGGAAGGGCAUUUUUGAAGAAGCCUAAGGAAAAAUUUCAGACAUGUGCUCUUUAUUUUUCCUCUUUUAAAUGAGCUUAUUCACCUCCGUUUUUUUAGUUUUUUAAAAAAAUCUUAAAAAGGAUCGGAAGAGGAAAAAAAUUAGAACAAGCCUACAAAACUUUGAAAGAUACUUUUGUUUUCUCAACUUUAGCCAUGCUUUUUCCAUUUCAAAUUGUAAAAUAUACCUCCUUCUCCAAAGUUUUUAAAACUCUCCAAGGCCAGAGAACUUGAAAAAACCUGCAAAAAUUAAAAAAAAAAGAUUUUUCUCCAUUUUCGCCGCACACUUUUGACUUUUCCUUAUUAUCAAAGUUUUUUUUGAUUUACAAGCUCCCCAAGAGAAUUUCAAAAGAAGGACUUACCAAAUUUUUGAAGCUGUGUACUUUUACGGUCUUUGGUCCUCUUUUCAAUUCUCUCCUUGCCCCCAAUGAAACUCUUCCAAAUGAAAAACUUCCGCCCAAAUGAGCAAACGUCAUUUUUCUAUUUGCUGUUUUUUUCAGGGACGAAACCAGUACGUCGGCCGCUUUUUGA